Molecule: messenger RNA, 1563 nt
Organism: Penicillium canescens
Lineage: Eukaryota; Fungi; Ascomycota; Eurotiomycetes; Eurotiales; Aspergillaceae
Product: cytochrome P450
Exons: 2
Coding region: 1-1563 (520 amino acids)
Molecular function (GO): heme binding; iron ion binding; monooxygenase activity
Source: RefSeq, a predicted model, not a curated record
AUGGCCCUGACGUUCAUCGUGGGUUUUGCGGCCGCGGCCGUCGUGCUGCAGGUUAUCCGUAUGGUGAUCAACUCAUGGCAGCACUCGCGCAAUGCCAAAAAGCUGGGCUGUGGCAGUCUGCCCGUGUAUCCUUGCAAGGAUCCUUUUGGAAUCGACACUCUGAAGCAGUCUCUGGCAGCAGCCAAGGAAAACACCGUGCCAGACUUGGCUGAGAAGCGCUUUGAAGUUAUGGCCGAGCAGGAGAACCGCUUCGUCACUACCUUUAUGAUCCGCAAUCUCGGUCGUGAUGGCAUUUUUACUAUCGACCCCAAAAAUAUCCAGGCCGUGCUAGCAACACAAUUCAAGGAGUUCGAACUCGGUGAUUCUCGUCGGAGAGCUUUGCACCCUUUGCUCGGCACUGGUAUUUUCACUGCCGAUGGUGAGGAUUGGUCUCGUUCCCGAGGUCUGCUACGACCUCAGUUCACCCGGGAGCAAAUCAGUCAGUUGGAUUUGGAGGAAGAACAUGUGCAAAAGGCCAUGCAGGCGCUGCCUGUCGCAGCUAACGGCUGGACAGCUCCCACCGACAUUCAGACUAUCUUCUUCCGCCUCACUAUCGAUUCUGCCACAGAGUUCCUGUUCGGUGAAAGUGUAGAGAGCCAACUUGGUGCCCUGAACGGCUUGAACAGACCCGAGGAUUCUUUCGCCGGCCACUUUGACUACUCGCAAUUCAUCUGCGCGCAGCGCGGCCGCUUUGAGAAACUUCCCUUCCUCGCUGAGACCAAGCAAAGCAAGAUUUCAGACAAGCAAGUCCAAGCCUUUGUUGACAAGGUUGUUGCAACCGCUCUGCGAGCUGCCGACAAUGAAAAGAAGGACACCGAAAAGGGAAAGACCCCCUAUGUGUUCCUCGACGCCCUUCUGGAAGUAACCCGGGACCCAAUCGAGCUACGCUCCCAACUCCUGAACAUCCUCCUGGCUGGCCGCGAUACUACUGCCUCCCUCCUCAGCUGGACCACCCUCCUACUUGCCCGCAACCCCGAAGUUUUCGCCAAGCUUCGUGAAACCAUCAUCUCCACGUUUGGCACCUACUCUAACCCGCAAAACGUCACAUUUGCUGCCCUCAAGUCUUGCCAGUACCUGCAGUAUGUCAUGAACGAGGUCCUCCGUCUCUACCCCGUAGUCCCAUUCAACCGCCGCAGUGCUACCCGCGAUACUACCAUCCCUCGCGGUGGUGGUCCUGACGGCCAAGACCCCGUCUACGUUCGCAAGGGCCAGUCCGUUAUCUAUACCACCCAUGUCAUGCAACGCCGUAAGGAUCUCUGGGGCCCCGAUGCCCGCGAAUUCAAGCCUGAUCGCUGGGCCAACCGCAAGGCCGGCUGGGAAUACAUCCCCUUCAACGGUGGCCCUCGCAUCUGCAUUGGUCAACAGUUCGCUCUUACCGAGGCUGGCUAUGUCAUUGUUCGACUUUUGCAGCGCUUCGAUCAGAUCGAGGAUGUGAACCCCGACCAGCAGAUUCGUUACGGCUUGACUUUGACCAGCUCGCCUGCUGAUCUGGUCACUGUCCGCAUGCACGAGGCGGCUGAGUAA